Messenger RNA from Colossoma macropomum (tambaqui), 6085 nucleotides. It is a transcript of the gene spred2a, whose product is annotated as sprouty related EVH1 domain containing 2a. Gene Ontology annotation, biological process: negative regulation of MAPK cascade; multicellular organism development. Gene Ontology annotation, cellular component: membrane. The coding region runs from base 487 to 1755 and encodes 422 amino acids. NCBI's taxonomy places the organism in Eukaryota, Metazoa, Chordata, Actinopteri, Characiformes, Serrasalmidae. The transcript has 6 exons. The record is from RefSeq and is a predicted model, not a curated record. Gene Ontology annotation, molecular function: protein kinase binding.
UUCUACUAAGCCCCCCCAAACACACACACAUACACACACGCGCGCGCCCGCUCACCCCCAGCCCCCUCCCCCUUCUUUUCCAGCGAGGCCGUGUCUCUCUCUCUCUCUCUCUCUCUCCUGCUCCAGCCUGCUCGCCUCGACACGAAGAAGCCCAACAUGGAGUAGAGAGCGGGCGAUGGGGCCGCCCUCGCCGAGCGCAGCGCGCACAGUCGGGGCUAAAGUGCAGCGGACGGGGCGGGAGGACGAAGAGGAGGAGGAGGAGGAGGAGGGAGAGGAAGAGAGGCUCUGGGAGAAGCGAAAUAAAUGAAAAACAAUCAAACGGCGGCGGCGGUACGGGCAUGGAAGAGAAUAAAUAAAUAAAUAAAUAAAUCAAUAAGGCAUCAACAGAGGCGCGAAGAACCGAAAAGAGGGAGAAUGAAGCGUGAAGGCGGCGCGGCGCGCGCGCUGGGACUUCUUCACUGUAGGUGAAAGCGAGGAGGCUGAAAAAUGACCGAGGAAUCGCAGCCAGACGAUGAUAGUUAUAUAGUGCGAGUGAAGGCCGUGGUGAUGACGCGGGAUGACUCGAGCGGUGGGUGGUUGGCUCAGGAGGGCGGCGGGCUCAGCCGAGUCGGAGUGUGUAAAGUGGCUCCGGCUGACCUGGAGCUCAUCGGCCGAAGCGGCUUCCUCAUUUACGGAGAGAGACUCCGAGACAAACAGGUGAUCCUGAAGUGCUUCCUCAAGAAGGACCUGGUCUACACUAAGGCCACGCCCACCUUUCACCACUGGCGCGUGGACAAUAAGAAGUGCGGCCUGACCUUCCAGAGUCCGGCAGACGCCAGAGCCUUUGACCGCGGGGUCAGGAAAGCCAUUGAGGACCUGACUGAUGGUUCCACCACCUCCUCAUCCACUCUACAGAACGAGACAGAGCUGGGAGACGAUGACGUCUUUACAAACGCCACAGACAGCUCGUCUAACUCGUCCCAGAAGAGGGAGCCCUCCGUGCAGACGCUUGCACCAAUCAGCUUCUGUGAGCCGCGGCGACACCACCACUGCAUCCUGGGACAUUUCUACGAGCCACACAGGCACUCUGACCAUUACUUUCUGGACCAGACGGCACCCAUGUUCCCCCGUCACGUGACCUUCCCUCCAGAGGAGGAAGAGAUAGUGCGGAUAAAUCCGCGCGAGCGUGCCUGGCUAACGGGUUAUGAGGACUACCGUCACGCCACCACCGCCACGCGGGACAAACUCCUACUACGCCCCGACCCCACGGACGCUUACGUCACUUUCGCCAAGAGCGAGGCGCCCAAACACGACUAUACUUAUCCGUACCCACUGGGCGGAGACUCGCGUGACCCGUCACGCAACGGUAAAGUCGGCAUCAGUGGUGGCGUGGUCACAGGCCAGCCCACGGCCAAACGGGAGGACAGCAGCCAGCGCCUGCGCUGCAUUUACUGCCGGGACGUUUUCAACCCGGCACAAAACCGGCGCGGCCAUUGCCAGGAGGCACCAGACACAGUGGACACGUGCAUACGCCGCGUGAGCUGCAUGUGGUGCGCCGAUAGCCUGCUGUACCACUGCAUGUCGGACCCAGAGGGCGAUUACUCGGACCCAUGCUCAUGUGACCCUGGCGAGGAACACUUCUGCCUGCGCUGGACGGCUCUAUUGGGCCUCUCGCUAAUCGCCCCCUGCAUGUGCUGCUACGUUCCGCUGCGCGCGUGCCACCGCUGCGCCAUAGCGUGCCACUGCUGCGGGGGCCGACACAAAGCCACGGGCUGAGCCACAGCAACUCUUAUACACACCAGCAAACAGCCAGGAGCAGAAACGGAAAGGGUGGAGGCAAAAAAAUGAAAAAGCCCUAUUUAACCUGGAUUGGUUUUACCUAGAGAGCUGACCCAUCUACGCUCUGCUACAAAUACUAGUGCUAGUUUGGAAAGGUUUAAUAGAGUGUCCCUUUCAACUUGUAGUGCACAGCUGCUUUUGGUCAAAUACGUAAAUGUAGAGUGCAUUAUUAAGUUCAAAUGUUAUUUAUCUUUUAUGUGUGUGAAAAGUCACACUGUAACAGCUGAUCAGGUGUAGUUCUUUUUGUUGCAUACUUGAGCUGUUUUAGGGAUAAACAUUUGAUUGAUGCGCGAAGCAGAAAGUUCACCAGGUUCAGCUGUUUUAAUGGCGCUAGCUUGUAGCUCUAAUCAGGCCUAAACCUUUGGUCUGAACCUGAAUACAGCCCAAGAAUUUCUAUCCAAGACAAACUUGACCUAAACCACAUGAUCAAGUUUAGAGUCUGAAAAUAAAAUUCUGUCUGAAACUGACCCAAACCAGCCCAUCACCACAGAACAGUGCAGAAUAAAAUAUUUCCAUAUUUCAGCCUGUAGAUAAAUUACCAUAUAGUGACAGUAACAGCCAUGAUUAGAUCACAGCUAAAUAGAAUAAAAACAGACAUUAGCCUUCACCUGUUUAGUCCUAAAACCUUAUUUCUUUAUGUAGAACAUGUUACAUACCGCUGUUGUUGUUGCUUUUAAAAUAAGUCAAUGGAACUGGACUUUUUUCUACGUCAUUUUGGGUCAUUUUUUGGUCCAUUCAUCAUGAAAUUUACAUACAAUGUAAGGAGCAACAGGCAUUUUCAAAUUAUGUCAAAAACUGAAAAAUGGCAAAAAAAUUGAAUAACUUAAAAUGUACUUUCGGAAAAAAAAACAAAUUAAAUCUAAAGUGCACUAAAGUACACUAAACUCUCCUGAAUCAAUUUACGGUUAUAUUGUGUGCCAGAAAAGUGGGCCUCAUGGACCUCGGUGCUAAGUUCUGUCAACAACAUGAGUGACUCCAUUGUGGCAGAUUCAAAACUGCUUCAAGGUAACAAAAGCAGAGAGGAGGAAUAAAGUACGAAGUAACUAAAGCAGGGAAAUGCAGGUAAAAUCUCAGUCAGGCUCUGUUGGGUUCAGACAAACAUUUUAAGCUACCUAGCAAAUUAACGUCAUAGCCAUGAUGGCAAAAACAGAACGCUCAACAAUUGAUUACUGUGAGCUACAGCAUAAAGCAUAGGCUUAACGUAGCUCAUUUACACAUUAAAAGGACUAAAACUGAUCUGUCCCAACUGAGUAGCCUUUCAGAAUAAUUUGAAAUGAAUAAUACAAGCUAGAUUGAGGUAUUUUGACAAAAAAAAAAACAGUUGUGCGCUACCAUUUCUCUCACAAAUGACCUUUCAGUCUGGGCGUAUUUGAGGAAAUUACAUGGAUACUUUAUCCUGAACCAGUCAGGCAAUCAAAUUCCUUACAAAUACGUUACACAACAUCCUCUGGUAAAACUAAUCCAGCUCCAGUAGUGCUUAAGUGGAGGAGCGCUGGAAACGAAACGGUUGCUGGCAAACUUUUUGUUGGAGCUUUGUUUACGCUGGACAUCUCUCCUGGCCUGUUUUUAUUCUCUUUUUUUUGUUUUGUUUUGUUUUUUUUUUGUGCCCCUCAGCUUCUAUGACAUGCAUUUUAAAAGAUCACAGUAAAGGCAUUUAUAUAUUCAUUUAUAUAUAAUAAAAUAAUUAUAUAAAUAUAUAAAUACAGGUACUUUUAUGUUUUUACAAUAUUCUGAUUUGCUUCCUGUCUGGUUUGUGUUCCAUACGAGUGUUUUUGUUGUUUAUUUUUGUUUUUGUUUGCUGUUUGUUUUAUUGCCCUGGCUUGCCAAACUGACUCUGAGGUGGAACUCUCCUGUCUGAGGCACUUAACACAUGUGUGACCAUCCCCAGUCUGAACCGACAAAUCUGUGCGUGAGUGCGUGUGUGUGCGUGUGUAUGUGUGUGCGUGAGUGUGUGUGUGUGUGUGUGUGUGUGUGUGUGUGUGUGUGUGCGUGAGUGUGUGUGUGUGUGUGUGUGUUUGUAAGAAUGCAGAUAAAAGAAUGAAUAUUUGAUUAAUGAAGCCAAAUCUAUGUUUGACUAUGUGUAGAGAAUAAUUGCUGUUUCGAAUGUUUGGUUAACAUCCAGCCUACAUUGCUGUCAAACUGUAUAGUAAAUGUAUGUGUGUGCAUUAGUAGGAAUGUUUGCAGCCGCAUUUACACUGUGUAUGUUCGGAAUUGAGAAACCAGCCUCAAAUUAAAGGAACACUCCAGCGUUUUUCGACCUAAUCUCCAUCAGCCCCACCUGUAGUAAACGGCUGAUUACUGCAGUUAGACGUCAUUUAGGUCACUUAGUGAAAGAACAGAAAACCACUUGACCUAAAAGAAGCUGAUUGGCGGGGGGUGGCGUUUCCCUCUCAACAAGAUCUCCUUUAGUUUGCUUCCACCAUAGUUAUCCUGUGUUAUAUAUACUUAUCGUGCUAUAGUUAUACAUUGGUAUAUACCACAACGUACCGUCUUUGUUGUUGGCUGGAUAAAAUAUGUGGGUGGGUGGACCGUUUGAUUUGACCACACAUCUUUGUUUAGCUUGAGAAACUAAGUUGAUAGUCCAGUCUUAAAACAAAAGAGGAAAGAUGUAGGAUCUGUAUGAAACACUGUGGCAGGCCACGUCGCCUAUUAAAAUCGCCAAAAAUUCUAGGUUUUAUGGCUUACCUUACUGAGUCUGGCUAGCAAACCAAGUCUUUUUUAUUAACUCAUCAGAUUUUGUGUUGUGGAUUAACCUCGCCCUCAAAAACAGCUGACAUGCAGGCCUCAAAACUUAGCCAGACAGAGCAACAGCAGUCACAGAGGAUGAGGUUAACUGUACUAUGUCAUCGUUAUGCUUUUGAUGUAGGCCUGUGUGAUAAUGCUGCGGCGCAGUGAUUUCAUGCAGAUCACGUGGGCAGUAAUUAUCACCACCCCCUUCUAGAAUUCCCCACCUCCCUCAUUCACUCUGCCCUGAGGCAGGUGCUUCAGUUUCAGUUUCAGCAUCUGGCUUCUAUUAUAAAUGUUUUUCGACUCAACAGUUGUCUGUUAUUUUAUUAUGUAUAGAGAAAGACGUCACAAUUAUUUUGGUAAUUGACCAUAUAAAGGCACGUGCACAGAUAUACCCUGACGUUUGGGUGGGGGGGGGUGGGUUGAGCCCCUGCCCUUUUGCCCUCAGACUGUGAGGUGCCCUCUUGGUAUAAAAUAAUUGUUUUAUGUGUCCAUUCUUCAAGGACCGUUUCCCUGAGGCUCAGCUCAGCCUCGGCCUGGGAAUAGAGCUAGUGGAUCAGCUCAAGUUCCACAAUUGCAAUUCGGCGCCCCCUCUGGCAAAGCGGUGGUGCCUGCAGAGGUCUUCUCCUCUCAGAAACUUAGAUGCAUGCAUCACCACAGAGCUGGAAAUACAAUCACAAAGGCACCAAUAAUCUCUUUAAGAAAGCGUCGCAUAGCAUAAUGUGGUAACUUUGAACAACAAUCUAACAAAUGAGUGUAAGGACCACUAAUAACUUGCUAUACCAAGUUUCUCUUAUUGUAAAAAGCAGCAAUUUAUUCCAGGCUCUCUGGAAGUUCACAGCAAGUCGAUAGCGGGUAAUGUUGCAGGGUUCAAAUCUCUGCUCGGGCAGUAAUGCUAGUAUUUUUGUAUGGGGGGAAAACGCUUAACACAAUGUUUAGUUUCUUCUGAAACUGUCUCUGUUGAUAAGAGUGGUUGUAGUAUGUUGUAAAUGAAAUUAAGUUUGAUUCACAUUGUCCCUUACACCCUCAAAAUGUCGGUGCACAAGCGUGACCUUCGACUACAGACGCAGCACACCGAGAUUAGGUUGAAAAACGUGGGAGUAAUCUUUUAAUUCAAUCUAUCUACAGGAUGAAAAACAAGGUGUCGUUUUUGCCUUUUUGUCUAUAAGCACAACACUAAACUUUGACGCAUACGAACACUUCUGAUAACCUCCUAAGACGCGUGUCCACGUCUCGCAGCCUGAAAAUGUCCGACAACUCACAGCCAGUGGGAGGACUGUGGCAAUGUUUUGUGACAACAGGGACUGUGAGGUUCUGUACAUUAUGUCUCUUUCUUUCUUUCUUUCUUUCUCUCUUCCCCUUCUCCAUUUCUUUCCCUUCCUUUUCUAGUUCUGUUUCUUGCCAGCUUCUGCAAUAAAUGUCAUUCAUUCAGUGUAAGAGAGAGCAAAAAAAAAAAAAGAAAAGAAAAUGCAGUUAUAUUUUUCUAACAAUAUGGACCCCCUGUUCAAAUACAAUGAAAUAUUAAAGAAAAGUGCCUGAA